Molecule: messenger RNA, 956 nt
Organism: Equus quagga
Lineage: Eukaryota; Metazoa; Chordata; Mammalia; Perissodactyla; Equidae
Source: the annotation of a RefSeq genome assembly
AUGUUUAUAAUCAAUGUUCUCCUCCUAAUCGUCCCAAUCCUGCUCGCCGUAGCAUUCCUCACACUAGUUGAACGAAAAGUCUUAGGCUACAUACAACUUCGUAAAGGACCCAACAUCGUAGGCCCCUAUGGCCUACUACAACCCAUUGCCGAUGCCCUCAAACUAUUUAUCAAAGAACCACUACGACCACUAACAUCAUCAACAUCUAUAUUUAUUAUCGCACCAAUCCUAGCCCUUACCCUAGCCUUAACCAUAUGAAUCCCUCUACCCAUACCAUACCCACUAAUUAAUAUAAACCUGGGAAUCCUAUUCAUACUAGCCAUAUCCAGCCUAGCUGUCUACUCGAUCCUUUGAUCAGGAUGAGCCUCAAACUCAAAAUACGCUCUAAUUGGAGCCCUACGAGCAGUAGCACAAACCAUUUCAUACGAAGUAACUCUAGCAAUUAUUCUACUCUCAGUCCUCCUAAUAAGCGGAUCGUUCACACUAUCAACACUUAUCACCACCCAAGAAUACCUAUGAUUAAUCUUCCCAUCAUGACCCUUAGCCAUAAUAUGAUUCAUCUCAACAUUAGCUGAAACCAACCGAGCUCCAUUCGACCUAACAGAAGGAGAAUCAGAACUCGUCUCCGGAUUCAAUGUUGAAUAUGCAGCCGGCCCAUUUGCUCUAUUUUUCCUGGCAGAAUAUGCAAACAUCAUCAUAAUAAACAUCUUCACAACAACCCUAUUUCUAGGAGCAUUUCACAACCCCUACCUACCAGAACUCUACUCAAUUAAUUUCACCAUUAAAGCUCUCCUUCUAACAUGCUCUUUCCUAUGAAUUCGAGCAUCCUACCCACGAUUUCGAUAUGACCAACUUAUACACCUCCUAUGAAAAAACUUCCUUCCACUCACACUAGCUCUCUGCAUAUGACAUGUCUCACUACCAAUCAUACUAUCCAGCAUCCCACCACAAACAUA